Temnothorax curvispinosus is the source of this 3745-nucleotide messenger RNA. RefSeq names its product poly [ADP-ribose] polymerase-like. Gene Ontology annotation, cellular component: nucleus. The record is from RefSeq and is a predicted model, not a curated record. The transcript is spliced from 6 exons. Lineage: Eukaryota; Metazoa; Arthropoda; Insecta; Hymenoptera; Formicidae. Bases 158 to 3238 code for a protein of 1026 amino acids. Gene Ontology annotation, molecular function: DNA binding; NAD+ poly-ADP-ribosyltransferase activity; NAD binding.
UUAUCGGUCACGAUGCACGAAUAUCUAGACGCGACGCGGCCGACCGGAAACGCCGAGUGAUCCCGGAAGUGACGUGGCGUCGAUGAGCGUGCGUUCAAAACCUGCCGUUACCUAUAUAUAUUUUCGAACGUGACCGGUGUCAGCGCCACAUGUCAACAUGGGUGCGUUCAGCCGAUACUCCGCUAGCCUAGCAAUCGUGAAGCAGUCGCUCUUUUCGCUCGUUUCUUCUCCUUUGACUCAAUGGAUUAAAAGGAGAGGAAACGAGCGACUGCUCACGAUAGUCACGAUUGCUAGACUAGCGGAGUAUCGGCUGAACGCACCCGUUAACCGGCAUUGUCCGUCUUGCGCGCGCGAGGAGAGGAGCCGCUUCCCAUUGUUUUCACGGCGAUCCGAGGUUGACAUUCGCAGAACGCAGCAGAACGUGCGCGGACCUGUUCGGACGUGUUUUGUCCGGCAGGAAAAAUUUUUACUUUGUAUAAUAAACAGUGGCAAAUACUGGCCGUAUUGUCCUCUGAAAAGAGGCAGGAGCCAACGAAAUAGAAGAAGAAGAAGAAGAUCCGAGGUUGACGGGCGUUUCGGCGAGAUGAACGACGAUCUGCCAUAUCUGGUGGAGUACGCGAAGAGCGGCCGGUCCAAGUGUCGCUUAUGCAAAAAGUUCAUCUGCAAGGCUAGCCUGAGGCUUGCCGAGAUCGUUCAGAGCCCCGUUCAUGACGGGAAGAUACUUAACUGGUAUCACACCAACUGCUUCUUCUCAAAACAAAGACCAAAGUCUACCAGUGACAUAGCUUGUUUCGAUGAGAUUCGUAACGAAGACCAAGAUAUUAUUCGGCAGAACCUCGCAAAGGGGAGGAAAAGGACAAAAGGUGCUGGCGGUUCUGGAGACUUGGCCGACAUACCACCGCCCCCUAAAAAGAUUAAGGACGAACCAGAAGACGCAGAGGAGGAAAACUUGAUGAAAAAGCAAAAUGAAAAAUUAUACGCUAUAAAGGAUCAAAUAUCAACACUUGAUAAAAAAGACAUGAUUGCGAUAUUGGAACUAAAUAAUCAGGAGAUUCCAACUGGGCCAUCAAACAUACUAAGUCUUUUAUCUGAUAUACUGUAUUUUGGAGCUCUACAACCCUGUUUAAAAUGUGGAGGACAAUUUAUAUACAACUCUGGUUUGGGUUAUAAAUGCACUGGUAAUGCAACAGAAUGGACUAAAUGCGAAUAUGUUACGCAAGAUCCGAAUAGAAAAAAUUGCGAAAUACCAAGUGAUUUGAAGGAUGAUUUCCCAGUUAGGUCAUACAAGUCUAAGGUACAAAAACGAGUGUUUAAACUAACAGUGCCGUCAUCGUCGAGUUCUAUUAAGAAGGAGGGAGAUGAAACAGAUGGUCCGAAAGUACAAGAAAAACCACGUCCUUUGAAGAACAUGCAGUUUGUUAUAAUAGGUCGUACACAGAAAGAUAAAGAAGAAUUGGAAAAAGAAAUUCAAUUAUUAGGUGGUACUGUUGUAACAAAAGUCCAUCCAGAAUUAGCUGCUGUAAUUUCGAACGAAAAUGAAGUGAAAAAGAUGACUAAAAGAAUGGAGGAUGUUAAAUCGCACGACAUUCAAGUAAUAACGGAAGAUUUUAUAGAAGAAGCGAAAGAGUACACAGAUGCUCCCAUCAUGCUCCUAAAAAAGAAAACCAUUUCUAGCUGGGGUGGCGACAUUGCUGCUAGACUUGGUAACGUCAUCGCAAAAUCUACUGCCUUCAAGAGUAAGAACAGGUUUGAGAAGUCGAGUUCUGGUAAAGUGAAGGUGAAGGUAAAAGGCGGUGGAGUUGUUGACCCCCAUAGCGGUUUAGAAAAUUAUGCGCACGUUUAUCAAAGGGGCAAAGACAAAUACACCGUGACGUUGGGUCAAACGGACAUCCAGUCGAAUAAAAACAGUUACUACAAGUUGCAAAUUCUGAAACACGACAAUCAAGAGAUUUAUCACUUGUUUAGAAGUUGGGGCCGGAUCGGCACCACAAUUGGCGGUAAAAAGUUGAAGGGAAUGUCUUUGGAAAAGUGUAUAGAACAGUUUGAAAAGUUAUACGAGGAAAAGACGGGCAAUCAGUGGAAAAAUAGAGAUAAUUUUGUUAAGAUGCCGAAAUUUAAGUAUCCAAUUGACAUAGAUCAUGGAGAUCUAGAUUCGGACAUUGAGAGCAAUUUGCCCAAACCGCUUCAAGAUCUAAUGCGGCUUAUUUUCGACGUAGCCGAGAUGAAGAAAGUUCUCCUGGAGUUCGAGAUAGACAUGGACAAGAUGCCGCUCGGGAAAUUGUCCGAGAAACAAAUUGAGAAAGCUUAUGCCGUUCUAAUGGAAUUGCAAGAGAUACUGAAGAAGGCUAAUAUAGACCGCACUGUAUUGAUCGAUGCUUCCAACAGAUUCUACACACUCAUACCGCACAACUUUGGGACUUCCGGACCGAAAAUUCUCGAAACGUCGGAAGACAUUCAGAAAAAAUGCGACAUGCUGCUCUACAUGGAGCGCAUGGAUGCGCUGCUCGAGAUUAAGAAAUCGUACGAACUUUCGUAUGACAAGACCGAUGAGAAGGAGAAUCCGCUCGACGGUUAUUACAAGCGGUUGAAGACGGACAUCGACGUGUUGGACAAGACCAGCGAAGAGUUCAAGAUGAUCGAGAAAUACGUCCAGAAUACUCACGCGGCUACUCAUACGCAGUACGCUCUCGAGAUCGAGGAUGUGUUCGUCGUCAAGAGACAGGGCGAAGAACAAAGAUUCAAGCCCUUCGAGAAAUUGCCCAACAGAAAGCUGCUCUGGCACGGAUCCAGAACUACGAAUUACGCGGGAAUACUGUCCCAGGGUUUGCGUAUCGCGCCGCCGGAAGCGCCCGUUACCGGUUACAUGUUCGGCAAGGGUAUAUAUUUCACCGAUAUGGUGUCGAAGUCCGCGAAUUACUGCUGUACCAACAGCAACAGUCCAACCGGUUUGUUGCUGCUUUGCGAGGUCGCCCUGGGUAAUAUGUACGAGAGGUAUCACGCGGACUACAUCGAGAAGCUACCGAAAGAGAAGCACUCGACGCUCGGUCGUGGUCAGACGCAACCCGAUCCGCAAACUGUCUACAAAACCGAGGAUGACGUUGAAGUGCCCUAUGGAAAGGGAGUACCUGCCAAUAUUAACAAAAAUUCGGCAUUGUUAUACAAUGAAUACGUUGUAUAUGAUGUUGGUCAGAUAAAAAUAAGAUACAUGUUAAGGAUGAAUUUCAAAUUCAAAUAUUAAGAUACGUAACACGAAGGUGUGACGUUCAGGUUUAAGGUACAGUUAAGAUUUUUAAUUUUGUAAGAUUAUACAAAUUUCAUUUAUACUAUUAUUAAUUAAAGAUGUUACUAUAUAAAUUCCAGUGAAGAUUUCGCUAUUGUUACAAAUAUUAAACUUCAUGGAGCUGUUUUACUUUCAAUGAUAAUCUUUUGAAUUAUACGUGUUUUGUUGUGUAUGCAAUUUUACAUUGACCUGGAGAUAACCACGUUAUUAUCUUGCAUGAAUGAUCACCUGGAAUGUUUUUUACCUCAAUUAGAAGUCACUGUUAAUAAUUAUUGAACAUUGUUAAUUGCUCUAUUUAUUAGUACUAAAUCAUUUAUGUAUAUGUAUAGAUCUAUUCGAUUUUAUUUAAAAAAAUAUAUAAGGAAUUUUCGAUCAAUAAAGGAAUCUGCAGUGACUGAGCUCAUUUUCUCGUUGCUAGGAGUUGUAAAAAUCAUCUCAAAAUUAAACGUAUAUUUCCUUAUAUCA